GUUGGUGCCCAUGGUACUGGAGCAAGACUACCUCCUAUUGAUGAACAGGUUGUCAGCAUAAAAUUAGUGACCCCUGCUAAAGGAACAAUAGAGGUUUCUCCCGAGAAAGACCCAGAACUGUUUUAUCUCGCUCGCUGUGGCUUAGGUGGGUUGGGAGUGGUUGCAGAAGUCACCAUUCAGUGUGUUGAUCGGCAUGAGCUUGUGGAGCAUACAUUUGUAUCUAAUAUGAAUGAAAUCAGAAAAAAUCACAAGAAAUGGCUUGGUGAAAAUAAACAUGUGAAAUACUUGUGGAUUCCUUACACUGACACUGUCAUUGUUGUACAGUGUAAUCCUCUUUCAAAGUAUAAAAAGCCAAAAAUGGCACGCAAAUUUGGAGAGGAGGAAGCAGUACAACAUGUCCGUCAUCUAUUUCGUGAGUCACUCAAGAAACAUAGGUAGGUUUAUCAGAUAUGUAGUUGAUUUAUAAAUUAGGUAUUUGCUUCAGCUGUUGAAAUUUAUCAAGUGGAAUGCCCGUUGGCUUUUAAUUCAAGCAACCUUUAUGGUUGCAUCACGGCCAGGCUAACCAAAGAUCUGAUUGGAACCUAUCUGAUAUAGUCAGUGACAUUUGCUUCUCAGAUUUUUUUUGGUUUGUAAGUAUUUUUCAUGUUCCUUGAUCUAAUUUUCCUUUUUAACCUGGAGUAGCUGACUGAAAUUACCUGACAAGGAAUGAUAUUUAUUUUCCUAUUUUUGUUGGCUAGCUGUAUGAUGCUAUGCGGCUGUGUUUAAUUUCCAGUAUUAGAAGUUUUAUCCUUUAGUAUGAACAGAAGGAAAUAUAAGAAAGCUUGGAUACCGAAUAUUUUGAUCAUUUCAAAGCUCUAAAGCCUACUCUGUAAGAACAAAGCCCCAUCUCACUUUUCUAUUUCCUGCACUUGUCCGGUUCCCUUUGGAAAGUCCUUUUUUUCCCGUUUUUAUUUUGUUUUACUAUUGCUGCCAUCUUCC
Messenger RNA from Dendrobium catenatum, 978 nucleotides. Its product is annotated as L-galactono-1,4-lactone dehydrogenase 2, mitochondrial-like. Gene Ontology annotation, molecular function: flavin adenine dinucleotide binding; D-arabinono-1,4-lactone oxidase activity. The transcript is spliced from 2 exons. Gene Ontology annotation, cellular component: membrane. Lineage: Eukaryota; Viridiplantae; Streptophyta; Magnoliopsida; Asparagales; Orchidaceae. The annotation marks the transcript as partial. The record is from RefSeq and is a predicted model, not a curated record.